AUGAUUGCCAACACCAAGACCAUCACCUUCCUUCUCGUCUCCAUUCUCUCCGUCAUCGCAAUGACCAAUGGACAGGCUGUUUCCGUCAAGACACCAAGUCCUAGCACAAUUCCUGUUGCUACUACUAUGGCCCCAAUCAUGGCGCCAAAGGGGUCGAGAUCACCCACCAUUUUUGACCAUUUCGGUAGCGGCAAGGCUGGCAAGGGCAGCAAGCUUUCCAAGAAGACUAGAAGUCCCGAACACAAGGCUUCCAAGUUGGUUUCUUCUACGACUGGCAAGGGCACGUCUGGCAAGGGCAAAGGUGGCAAGGCCGGCAAGGGCAUGACCUACAGUCCCGUUGCUUCGCUUCCUUAA
Messenger RNA from Cylindrotheca closterium, 354 nucleotides. NCBI's taxonomy places the organism in Eukaryota, Bacillariophyta, Bacillariophyceae, Bacillariales, Bacillariaceae. The record is from the annotation of a GenBank genome assembly.